Molecule: messenger RNA, 6488 nt
Organism: Orcinus orca (killer whale)
Lineage: Eukaryota; Metazoa; Chordata; Mammalia; Artiodactyla; Delphinidae
Gene: PERM1
Product: PPARGC1 and ESRR induced regulator, muscle 1
Exons: 4
Coding region: 2856-5534 (892 amino acids)
Biological process (GO): regulation of DNA-templated transcription; response to muscle activity
Cellular component (GO): cytoplasm; nucleus
Source: RefSeq, a predicted model, not a curated record
AGCCUGAGGAGGAACGGGGAAGAGGACUGUGGGAUUAGAAGGCAGAGAGCAUGGGUACUGGUCUCUGCCCCGUUCCAGCACAGAGUGCCUGAACCUGGAAAUUUCCUGCUGAGAGCACAGGAGCAUCUUUUGUUCUAAUGAGGCUCCUGUGGGGGCUGCUCACCGGAAAGACCAAGCCUGAUGAGAAGCGUGGAACUUUCAGCCCCGCCCCCAUCCUCUUGAGAAAGGAGAGGGGCUGAAAAUGGGGUUAAAUCGAUCAUGGCUGUGUGAAGAAGCCUCCACAAAAUCCCGAGCGCUGGAGGUGGGUGGAGCUGCGUCCACGCUCCUUCCCACGAAGCCCUGCCCAUCUCCCAACCUGGACCCUCAUCUGCAUCCUUCAUCCUACCCUUUUAUAAUGAACUGGUGAGCGUUAGUGAAUGUCUCCCUGAGUUCUCUGGCAAAUUAAUUUAAUCCAAGGGGCAAUGGGUCGUGGGAAGCUCACAUCUGUAGCCAAGUCGGACAGAAGUGGUGGGUGACCUGGGGACCUGCUCCUUGCCAUUGGCGUCUGAAGUUGGGGGCAGUCUGUGGGACUGAGCCCCUAAGCAUCUCCAGAUAUUAUCAGAAUUGAGUUAACCUGUCAGACACGCCGCUAGUGUCACCGAAUUGCCUGGCGUGGGACACCCCCCCACACACACACACUUUUGGCGACCAGUAAAGGAGACUCACAGGAGAGACAUAGGAGGGAAACCUGGGUUUUCCCAACACACAGAGGCAGCGAGGAGAGACCCCAGACCAGGCUUGCCCACCCAGGGUGGCCGAGAACAUCACCCGACCUCGCUCUUCCGGGGUGACUCGGCCUCCUCCACUCGAAGCCUCGGCUGUCGUGGUCCCCACCUGCCCAGUCUCAAUCCCCUGGACCCUCCUCAGAGGCCACCCUCCUCUCCACUCUAGGUCCUUCUUAAGAUGUGUUGCUGUCAGAAAUGAUCCUAUUUACCUGUUAGUUUCAAUGUUUGCUGUCCAACCCCCCUACUCCCUCCUCUGUCCCCAGCGGGAGGGGUGUGUGUCACAAUGACCAGGCUGGGGAUAGGCAACACCAGCCUCGAGGGCAGGAUGGCUCUGAGCAGGGCCUUUGGGGCCCAACUCUGCCACUUACUAGCUGUGUGGCUAUGGACAACUCACUCACCCUCUCUGUGCCUUACCAAGCCCAACUGUGAAGGAGGAUCCUCCUGGCAUCCCUCUCAGGAUGGACACAUUUUGGAAAAGUGCUCAGGGCACUGGGCAGGGUGAUGCCUGUAAGGGGCUGUUCUCAGAGGCCAUGCCUCCUGCCCGGCUCCUCCUGGUGACCUGCAGGUGGCAGCACCAGACCCCUGUUCCUGGAGAGAGAGACUGCACUGCCACCCCCGCCUUGGGCCCCGCUUGCAGGAGCCUAGGUCGGGAGAGGUGCUGGUCUUGGGGGGCUGCCGGCAGGUGAGGUGACAGGAGGAGUGGGGAGGGCUGAGUUUUCACAGUGGGCGGGGCCACUUGAAGAGGAAAGGGCAGCCUUUGGCCAGGACGGGCAGCAGGGUAGCCUUCAGCUUAGGAAAGGGAGGGCCUGUGGGCCUGACUGCUGGUCAGCGUUCUCUAACUGGCAUCUGCCCUGACCAGGAAGGCGUCCCUCACGUAGCUGGCAGCCCCUCAAAUGCCAUCUAUUUGUGGCCUGUACCCUGCCGCCUGGCAGGAGACAUGUGACUGCGGAGCUGUGGUAUUUUGGGCAAUGGGGGUGGGGCCUGCGUGGCGAGCCCUGCACCAUGCUGCUCUGGGACAGGCAGCUUGGAUGCCCAGCUCCGCUGCCCCGGCUGGCUGUGGGGUCCCAGGUACAGUACUGUCAGCCCCUCAUUCCCACCCUAAGGGGUCCCAAGGCAGACAGCCCCCACUGGGACCUCCCCUAGGACCAGAGGGGAGGACGAGGUGCAGCGGGGUCAGGAAGCCGCAGUGCCCUGGUCUCAAGGCACCUCCAUCUCAGGACUUGCCUGGCCAGAGUGACCUCCCACCGCCCUGGGUCCAGUGGCAGCUGACCAAGGCCCAAAGGGCAGCCCCCUGCAGGGGGCUGAGAGGUUAGGGGGUGUCAGCCAGGUAGGGUUGCCUUAGUUCACUGAGACGCGGGGAGGGGACCUCUGCCGGCUGGGCAGAUCUGGUCAGGGGCACAGACACUGAGGAUGGCCCCGGGGGGGCUAGUGGGAAUCAGGAGGCUCAUUUCUGUUGUGGGACCUCCUGCCCAGGCAGGGGCAGAGCCAGGCUCGCCCUGAUGACCCCUGAGAGGGCUCUGGCCAGCACCAGCUUGACCUUGGUAAGCUCAGAGGAAGCCCAGCAGUCUGUCCCAGCCAAGGCCGGUGGAAGGUCAUCACCAAAGACUGGUCACCUGCUGGACACUGCGGCUCCUCUGAGGCAUGUUGGGAUAGUCCGGCGCUGACUGUCGCCCAGGAAAGCUGGAGGCUGACCCAGCUGGACAGAAAAUGCAUAACGUUGUGGAGGAAAGCUCCUCCUGGGGAUGAAAACUCAAACAUGAGGAACCCUAUUCUUUAGUGAACUUCACUAACCUGAAUGCAGGACUGCAGCAAUACGUCACUGUAACGUUAUCAUUUGCAGUCAGUUUGGGAGCACGGAAGGUGGGUUUCGGAUGUUCUAGCUCCAGGAAGCCAUCAGGUUUGAGAUCAGCACAGCUUCCCUCUGGAUUCUGUUUGUUCUGCUUUCUUUCAGGACGGAGAUGGAGUGCUGGCCCCUGAGCCAGGGAGCAGCCAGGGGGCAGGUGGGGUGUGGGCAGUGUGUGCCGGCCAGGGCCCCGGGCCUGGGCCCAUGAAGAGCCUGGUCUGUGGUUCACGUGCCUCUGCUGACCCAGAAUGGAGAGCUUCCAGUGCAGCGUCCAGCUGAGCGGCCAGGACCGGGCUGAGUUUUCAGCCGCUGCCGCAGAGUGUGGCCUCCCGCGGGCCGGCCUGGCCUCUGGGCAUGAGCUCUUGUCCAGUGACACUGACCAAAGGGACAGCAGUGGCAGCAGCCCCCCAGGGCCCCUGCCCCUUCCUGAGGGGCAGCUGGCUCCCAGGGGGAGUGACCGGCCUGGCUCUGAGCGGGAGAAGGUACCCGCCCGGCAGCUGGUCAGCAGGUCUUGGUGUGAGCCCGUGCUGGCCCCGGAGGCCAGUCAGCAGACGCCCAGCGUGUCCGUGCGGCCGGAAGUUCAGCCGUCCCUCAGCCCUGGUGCUGCCCCUCUGGUCCAGGGCUCAUCCCUCCCGGGGCCAGUGUCUUCCAGAGGCGAGAGGGAGAGGCUUCUGCAGGGGGCAGCCCCCCGGGGUCUUGCCCCUACUCUCACGGGUGAGCCCGCUCGGAGCCCCGAUUCCACCGGCUGCAGCGCUGCCCCCCAGAGGCCCCCUGGCAGCCCUGGAGCCCCGCUGCGCAGCCCCAGCCAAAAGAAGAGGCGGGCUGCAGGCACCAAGGCGGGUGGGCGCUUGGGUGACCCAGGCCCUGCUCCCACCCAGCUGGGCUCCCUACUGCUCACUGAGGCCGGGGCCGAGGACGGCCUUGGCCUGGCUGGGUCCAGGGGGAAGGGCCUCCGGGUGGGGACCACAGGGCAGACAGCAGGAGCUGGGCAGAUCGAGCUGGGGCCAGAGUCUCCAGAAGCCCCUGAGCAGGCGGCCAGGCGAGGGCCAGGUGUGGACCUGUCUGCAUCUGUCCCUACCACUGAGCAGGGCACAGACCUAAUCGGAAUGGCCCUCGGAGCUGAGCCACGCACUAUAUCCACGCUUGGCCUGGAGGCUUCUGCAGGUGUCACAACGGCUAAGCCAGACGUGGCCUUGUCCACACCCACCUCCGAGCCUCAACCCGAUGAGCCUCCGUCUACACCUGCCUCCGAGCCUAGACUGGAUGUGGACCUGCUUGUGCCAGGUCCAGGGGUCCAGCUGGACGUGGGUUCAUCUACGCCUGUCUUGAAGGCUAUUCCCCGUACAGCUCUGCCUCACCUGGUUUCUGAGGCUGGGUCUGAUGUGGGUGUGUCUACAGCUGCUCCCAUCCCCGAGGCUGGGCCUGACGUGGCGGAGCUGGAGGUUGCCCCAGUGGCCAAGCUGGGUUUGAGCCCUAUUCGGUCUCCAGAGGGGGGCCGACAGAAGCUCAGAGGGGAGCCCUCAGCAGGUGCCCCUGGACACCGCACUGGGGAGCCCCCGCUAGGCCCUAUCCAAGCCCCCAAGAAGAAGAAAGUGCGAUUCUCCAUGGCUGUGCCCAGCCCCGAGGAGCCAGGGUCAGGAGAGGCCUCAGGCCCAGCCUUCCCAGCCACAGCCCCCAGGACAGCAGCUGGGGGCCGCAGGGCAUCUGGAGCCUGGGACACUGUGGCAGUUGGGCCCCGGACCCCCCAGCCUCGGAUCCCGAAGCACCUGCCUCCCCCUGCCCCCUCUGCCUCAGCGGGGCCUGGGCGCAGCUGCUCCUUUGCGGUGACCCUCCCAGAAGCCUAUGAGUUCUUCCUUUGUGACACCAUCGAGGAAGAGGAUGAAGACGUUGAGGAGGAAGCAGAGGCUAGCCAGGCUCUGGCCGAAGUCCAGUGGCCGGACAUGUGCGAGUUCUUCUUCCAAGAUGGCCAAACCCAGAGGUCGAGGCACCAGGAAGGCCACUCCCAGGCCCCACCCCUCCAGGCUGAGCCUGUGCCGGCCCCUCCACCAGGAGAUCCCACACCCAUCUCCAUCCCCGAGGCCUACGAACACUUCCUCGGGGAGGACGUGUCAGGGGGCAUGCUGGGGCCGGCUGUGCUUCUCCAGAUGCAGGCCACGGAGCCCCCCAGGUCAGUCCCCUGGGACGUGGGGACCGGCACCCCACCAGGGCCCAGCCCAGCCUCAGCGAAGCAGCUUGCCCCGGCCAUCAGGCAAGCAGGCCCAGGUAACAGCAGUGCCUGCCCCCAGCCUGUAGCAGGCAGGCGUUGGGGCAGCUCCAGCUCAGGCCAUGCCGCCUGCCAGAGCAGGCUCGCAUUCCCCCUGGACGGUACUUUACAAACCAGGAAACGGUGCCCCAGACGUACUCGCCCAAGUCAGCCUGACUCAGCUAUGCCACACGCUAUCCUGUGUCACGGGGAGGAUGUGACUCAAGACAGACGUGUCUCGGGACAGACAUGGCCAGGAGAGACAUGUCCCAGGGCAGCCUUCGCUACCUGGGCUGUGAGAACAUCAGACCUGCAUGCCCCAGAUGCCUGGAAAACAGGUUUGUGGGCCCGGGGGGCGGGGGUCUGGUGUCUAGAAGCCAAAGGGAGGGGCAGUGGUAGUGUCCCAGCUGCUGGGCCAGCAGGGGUGAGGGGCACAUGGGGAGGCGCAGGUGUCUCUCCUGACGGGUCUCCUGCGUUGCUGACCCACUCUCGCCCCGCUGGCCUCCUCCCAUCCUUUGAGAACCCCGCCGUGUGGAUGGAGGGUGGGGACCGGGCCGGAAUGGAGCCGGCACUCAGGAGGUCUUGUACUUCUCUUGCAGUUCUGCUGGCCAACAUCGGCACCAUCUCCGCCAUCCGGUACUUCCGCUGGCAGGUGGGGCGGGGCCGCCGCAGCCCCAGCUCCUAAGACCCAGGCUCCGCCCAGGAAGACGCAGGAUGAGGAAAUGUCCACAGGUGCUCAGGAUGAGGUGCUGCCCUCAGGCCUCACCCUUUGACCCUUGCGUUCUGCGGCGUCUAGGAAGGAGCCUGCGUCCUUGGUCCUGGCUCUCUUGGACUCCACCCGAGGGUCCAGCCAGUGGCCGAGGCCGAGGCUGUGUUCCACACUUGGGAGUGGGGAGAUUCUGGAAGGCUGGGAGGGUAGGCCAAGCAGGGAGCUGGGCGUUAGUAAGGUGCCAGAUUAGCAACAAAAAACACAAGGUGUCCAUCGAAACUGGAGUAGUUUGAGACCUACUUAUGCUAAGGAAUUAUUUGUGGUUUAUCUGAAGCCAGAGUUAACUGGAGUCCUAAUCCUAUGUGGUUAUCCUGUUGGAGGGAGGGGCAUGAUGGGGCUUCAGAGCAGCAGCGAGGCCCCAGCUGGAGAUCUGGGCAGAGGGCCUUGAGGCUGGGGGCUGGCGUCCCAGGGACCCUCUGCCCUGUUUAUAAGUGGGCUGGGCCGCUGGAGGCCUCUGAGGCCUCUCUAACCCCUGAACCCCAGGGGUCUGUGGUCAGGGCCUCCUCGGCUCCCGCCCGAGAUGCUGAGCAGGUACCCAGAGGGGCCCUGCAGGCUGGGGGUCUGUAGGGCAGAGCCUGGAGCCCCUCCUCUGGGGAGCCCUGGAGGAGGUGCAGAGGCAGAAGGCAAGGGUAUCAGGUGGAGGGACGGGACACCUGGGUUCGCCCAGAGCUGACAGGAGCCGGAGGUGACACAGGAAGGUGGACAGGGUGCGGGCAGUAGUGGAGCAAGGGGGCUGCCAGACUAGGCGCUGGGGGGGCGUCCAGCUACGAGGCAGCACAUACAGGGUCCCCAGGACGCAGGAGACUCCUGCUGCUCAGGACAGAACGCAUGGACACAUGGCACCAAUAAAAUCUCUUUCUUUCUUGUUUA